Plectropomus leopardus (leopard coralgrouper) is the source of this 8858-nucleotide messenger RNA. It is a transcript of the gene sbf1, whose product is annotated as SET binding factor 1. Gene Ontology annotation, biological process: regulation of Rab protein signal transduction. The record is from RefSeq and is a predicted model, not a curated record. Gene Ontology annotation, cellular component: cytoplasmic vesicle. Lineage: Eukaryota; Metazoa; Chordata; Actinopteri; Perciformes; Serranidae.
CAGCUGGAAGGAUGCUACUGUCGCCCGUGAUGUGUCUAUCGCCGGUAGGACGUAAAUGGACAAUUGACGGCAAAAAGCGAAGAGGAUUUAGCGAGAAAGGCUUGUCGCCGUGAGCUCCAAAGAUGGCCAGGCUCGCCGACUACUACGUGGUGGUCGGCUACGACCUCGACAAGCGAGUGGAGGGUGAAGGUCAAGGUCGCAUUCUCCAGCGGUUUCCUGAGAAAGACUGGGAGGACAGCCCGUUCCCACAAGGCAUAGAGCUGUUCUGUCAGCCCAGCGGUUGGCAGCUGGUUCCCGAGCGGCAGCCUGCCUCCUUCUUUGUAGCGGUUUUGACUGACAUCAACUCGGAGCGUCACUACUGUGCCUGCUUCACCUUCUGGGAGGGCCUUGACAACCCGCAGCUGCAGAAGGCCGAGGCCAGCGAGGCGGAUGAAGUGGAUGAGGAACUUGCUGUUGUCCAACAAGCUCAGGUCUUUGCCCCCAAGAGCCUGGUGCUGGUUUCCCGACUUGACUACACCGAAGUGUUCAGGAACUGUCUGGGUCUGAUCUACACCGUCCAUGUAGAUGGCCUGUCUGUCCCCUUGGAAACGGUGAUCGGAAAUCUCCUCACCUGUGUCAUCCCCAUCGCUGGAGGCUCCCAGAUAGAUGAGUCCCCAGUUUGUAGUUUAGACAAGGUUCCUCAGGCCUGUGACUGGCUGCUGGCCUGUCUCCAGCCGGGCCAGGAGGAGAGAGAGGAGAGUUUGAGGACAAUAACGUUAGGUGCUGGCGACCGGCAAGUUAUCCAGACUCCCAUCGAUGACUCGCUGCCUGUCAGCGGCACCAGCGUGGCCCAGCUCUUCAGACAGCUUGGUAUAGUCAACGUAUUGUAUCUGUUCUGUGCCGCACUGACGGAACAUAAGAUCCUGUUCCUGUCCAGCAGUUACCAGAGACUAACAGAUGCCUGCCGGGGGUUGCUGGCCAUCAUGUUCCCCCUCAAAUACAGCUUCACCUACGUUCCCAUCCUGCCGGGGAAACUACUAGAGGUCCUGAGCACCCCCACCCCCUUCAUCAUCGGUGUUAAUUCAUUCUUCCGCUCUGAGACACAAGAACUGUUGGAUGUGAUCAUCGCCGACCUGGACGGUGGCACGGUGACCAUCCCUGAGUGUGUCCACAUCUCCCUGCUGCCUGAGCCGCUCCUCCAGCAGACCCAGACUGUGCUCUCCAUGGUUUUGGAUCCAGAGCUGGAAGUGGCUGAUCAUGCCUUUCCCCCACUCUCUGCACAACCCUCCGCACUCAAGAUCCAGGAUAAGGAGAUCCGGGGAGUCUUCCUGUGGCUGUUUGGUCGGCUCUUCCAGGGCUAUCGCUGGUGUUUACACAUCAUCCGCAUUCACCCGGAACCAGUGAUCCGCUUCCAUAAGGCUGCCUUCCUGGGUCAGAGAGCGCUGACAGAAGAUGACUUUCUCAUGAAGGUGCUGGACGGCAUGGCGUUUGCAGGCUUCGUGUCAGAGCGUGGGCCUCCAUACAGAGUCACCGACCUCUUUGAUGAUCUGGUAGCCAAUCAAGUGGAGCGGAUCCGACAAGAGGAGACCUGUCCACACAAAGUCAUGAACCAUGUGAAGGAGCUGGCUGAACAGCUCUUCAAAAAUGAGAAUCCUUACCCCGCUGUGGCGAUGCACAAAGUCCAGCGACCGUCAGAAAACAGCCAGAGCAAUGCACAGAAUCAGACGCCGUUCCCUGUACUGGACGAGGUAGCGGUGCAGCUCUUCAUCGACCAUGCUGCCGCCAAACUCAAGACUGCACCCCCUGUGGUCAAGGCGGAGGUGAAGGGCAUGGUGCCAUCUGGGCCCCCACUGGGAGACAUCGUGGACAGGAACGGCCAUGUGAUGGCGAACAGCGCCCGCAGGCUGGAGGUGGUUAGGAACUGCAUCACGUACAUCUUUGAGAACAAAAUGCUGGAGGCCAAGAAGUUAAUGCCGGCUGUACUGCGAGCGUUGAAGGGUCGGGCAGCCCGGGUUUGUUUGACCCAGGAGCUCAAUCAGCAUGUCCUACAGAACCGAGCUGUGCUUGAUGACCAGCAGUUUGACUACAUUGUCCGAAUGAUGAACUGCACCUUACAGGACUGUUCGCAUAUAGAUGAACACGGUAUUGCAGCUGCUCUCCUUCCACUGGUCACAGCUUUCUGCAGAAAAAUGGGCGCAGGCAUCACCCAGUUUGCCUACAGCUGUGUGCAGGAGCACAUGGUUUGGACCACCAUGCAGUUCUGGGAGUCCAUGUUCUACAGCGACGUCCAGAACCACAUCAGAGCUCUGUACCUGGAGACGGACGAGGGAGAGCAGAACAGCUCCGAGCAGCAGGACGGGUCGGGCAGCGGGAGGGAAAUCAGCGCCCUGGAGCUGGCGUCGGAGCAGAGCCGGCUGUGGCCGACACUCAGCAAGGAAAUGCAGAUGGAGCGCGUGCAGAAGGAGGAGAGCACGGUGUUCAGUCAGGCCAUCCACUACGCCAACAGGAUGAGCUACCUGCUGCUGCCGCUGGACACCAGCAAGAACCGGCUGCUGAGGAGCUCUGGCCUCGGAGAUGUGGAGAGCGUCAGCAACAGCUACGUCACAAACAGUAUUGCAGGCAGCAUGGCGGAGAGCUACGACACAGAGAGCGGCUUCGAAGACGCCGAGAGCUCUGACGUGGCCAACUCCGUGGUGCGCUUUAUUAACCGCUUUGUUGACAAAGUGUGCAAUGAGAGCGGCGUGACCAACGAGCACCUGAAGGCUCUCCACACCAUGAUACCAGAUAUCGUUCAGAUGCACAUCGAGACGUUAGACGCAGUCCACAGGGAGAGCAAGAGACUGCCUCCUAUCCAAAAGCCCAAGCUGCUGAGGCCGACACUGUUACCUGGCGAGGAGCUGGUGAUGGACGGCAUGCGGGUCCACCUGAUCCCAGAUGGCCGUGAGGAAGCCACGGGGCUGAUGGGUGGUCCUCCCCUGCUCCCCGCUGAGGGCGCCAUCUUCCUCACCACCUACCGGCUCAUCUUCAAGGGCACACCCACCGACCCGCUGGUGGGAGAGCAGGUGGUGACUCGCUCGUUCCCCAUCGCUUCUCUGACUAAGGAGAAGAGGAUCUCAGUCACUUUACCCAUGGACCAGUUUGUCCAGGAGGGGCUACAGCUACGCUCCUGCACCUUCCAGCUGAUGAAGAUUGCGUUUGACGAAGAGGUGGCAUCAGACCUGGCAGAGGUUUUCAGGAAGCACAUGCACAAGCUGCGCUAUCCUCAGCACGUCCAGGGCACAUUCGCCUUCACUGUGGGCCAGAGCGGGAAGAUGGUGGUGGAGCACAAGACCAAGGACAAGAACCAGUCGCUCAAGACACUUUCCAAAAACCUGGUGAAGACUGCCAAGAGGACCAUCGGCCGGCAGUAUGUGACCAGGAAGAAGUAUUCUCCCCCCACCUGGGAGAACAGGAGCAGCUUCCAGUCAGAGCUCGAUGAGGACGAAAUCUCAGUUUCAGAGGAAGUGGACCAGAGCUCCCUCACACUCUCCUCCACCAUCCGCUCAUCUGACAGGCAAACCAUGAGCAAUGUUGUGGAGCGUGCUUGUUGCCGCGACUACCAGCGACUGGGUCUGGGCACGCUCAGUAACAGCCUGACGCGUUCUAAGAAUGAGCCUUUUAGGAUUUCGACUGUCAAUCGCAUGUACACUGUCUGCAGGAGCUACCCCGGCCUGCUGAUUGUGCCUCAGAGCAUCCCCGACACAACUAUCCAGAGAAUCUGCCGCUGCUACCGGCAGAAUCGCUUCCCCGUAGUUUGCUGGAGGAACUCACGAACAAAGGCCGUCCUGCUGCGAUCUGCAGGCCUCCACGCCAAGGGGGUGGUGGGCUUCUUCAAGUCCCCCAACGCCCCUGCUUCAGUGCCCUCCCAGGCAGACUCCACCAGUCUGGAGCAGGAGAAAUACCUGCAGGCCAUCAUCAGCUCCAUGCCUUCAUACAGCGAGAGCAGCGGCAGGAACACACUCAGCGGCUUCACCUCCACACACAUGAGCACCUCCGACUCCUCAGACAAGCUGAGGCAGCCCAAGAUCGGCGCUCUGAUGAAGCAGGUGAUGGGCACCAAGGAGGAUGUUCCUGGAACUUUCAGCAGAGGAGCUCUGGGUCAAAGGGCGAAAGUCAUCUCCCUCUCUCAGCCCAAAGUGUCUGGCAAGGCCAGGAACCCUCCUAGAGGUAAAUGGGGCAGUAUACGAGGCAGCGGGCGUUUAAGUGCCUAUAACCCAGACGUGGGGACGCGCCUGGCAGGUAAAGAGUCUCCACAGCCCAACGGAGGGCCGAGCGAAGCGCUGUUUCUCCGCCAGCAGAAGGCCUACCUCUACAUCAUUGGAGACAAGGCCCAGCUUAAGGGAGGGAAGCAGGACUCGUUCCAGCAGUGGGAGGUUGUCCCCAUCGAGGUGUGUGACGUGCGGCAGGUGAAGAACAGUUUCAAGAAGCUGAUGAAGGCCUGCGUACCGAGCUCCCAGACCUCCGACCCCAACAUGAGCUUCCUGCGCUGCCUGGAGGACUCUGAGUGGAUGGCUCUGCUCCACAGGGUGCUGCAGGUGUCCGUGCUGGUGGUGGAGCUCCUGGAUACGGGCUCGUCUGUCAUGGUCAGCCUGGAGGACGGCUGGGACGUCACCACACAGGUGGUGUCACUGGUGCAGCUGCUGUCUGAUCCGUACUACCGAACCUUUGACGGUUUCCGGCUGCUGGUGGAGAAGGAGUGGCUGUCAUUCGGACACAGAUUCAGCCACCGGGGUGCACAGACGCUGGGCAGCCAGAGCAGCGGCUUCACCCCCGUCUUCCUGCAGUUCCUCGACUGCGUACAUCAGAUCCACCUCCAGUUCCCCAUGGAGUUUGAGUUCAGUCAGUACUACCUGAAGUUUUUGGCUUACCACUACGUGUCCAACCGCUUCCGCACCUUCCUGCUCGACUCCGACUAUGAACGCAUCGAGCUGGGAGUGCUGUAUGAGGAGAAAGGAGAGAGGAGAAGCCCUCAGGUGUGUAAGUCUGUGUGGGACUACAUCGACAGACUCAACAAGAAAACGCCCGUCUUCUACAACUACAUGUUCUCUCCUGAAGAUGACGAGGUGUUGCGGCCGUACACCUUCAACUCCAACCUGAAGGUGUGGGACUUCUACAUGGAGGAGACCCUGUCAGAGGGGCCGUCCUACGACUGGGAGCUGAGGGGCCGGCAGGAGCGCGUGGCGGAGGAGACGCCGGAGAAACCCGACAGCAGCGGCCCCAAAUCUCAGCGCCGCAUCGUGUGGCCGUGCUACGACAGCCUGAGCAAGGCUGUGCCCGACGCCAUCACCAAGCUGCUGCAGGACCUGCAGAGCCUGGAGGCGGAGCUCGGCCAGACGUCGGAAAAGUGGAAGGACACAUGGGACAAAAUCAAGACCACACAGAGAACGGAGACCAAACUGGAAAGCAAGCCCUCGUUCUCCAGCUCCUUGCUGAUGUCGUCCAACCUGAGCCACCAGCGGCGCUCUCAGGGCGUCUACCUGCAGGAGAGCGGCGUGGGAUCUUCCAUCAACCUGGCCCUGGACUGCGAGGCCAGCGCCACCUCCACGCCCGUCGCCGGUCGGCCGAGCACCAGCACGCUCUACAGCCAGUUCCAGAGCACCGAGAGCGAGAACAGGAGUUUUGAAGGCAUCCUGUUUAAGAAAGGGGCGUUGUUGAAACCAUGGAAACCACGGUGGUUUGUGUUGGAUAAGACCAAACAUCAGCUGAGAUACUACGAGAGCAGGCAGGACAAGGAGUGUAAAGGGGUGAUCGAGCUGGCCGACGUGGAGUCUGUCAUUCCAGGAACGCCUGCCAUGGGAGCACCGAAAAACAUCGAGGAGAAAGCCUUCUUUGAUCUCAAGACGACCAAACGAGUGUACAACUUCUGUGCCCAGGACAGCCUGAACGCACAGCUGUGGAUGGACAGUGUUCAGAGCUGCCUGUCAGACGCCUAGAGAGGAGGCGGGACUCUUUACGGAGCAAUGCAACCAGGAACGAAUGAGCAGUGCUGCGGCACCUGACGGACAUCUCUGCCGGCCCAUCCCAGCGGAAGCAGGGAGGGAGGAGGGGCCUUUCACCACUUAAGCUCUGUUCUAGUGUUGAACUAAUAACCUCGCGUCACAACGUUUCAGUGUUUUUGUUAUAAAAAAAUCCAAAAAAAAGAAAAAAAAAGUCCCUGAAGAACCACUCGCUGUUGUCUCACCUGCAGCCUCUCACCUCCCCGACAGUCUGAUGUGCGCUGGAUGUCUGUGUGCGCAAAAACAAUGGAUUUUAAAGCACGUUGUUGCAUCUUUGUGAGGCAGCCUGCAGCAUGAAGAUCUUUCCAGACCCUCCACCUGUAAACCACAUCCCGCUCUCCCUCCUACUAACCCUGCUUGCCCUUUAACGUACUCCGGGGAGGAAUGACGGAGGAGCUGCAGUCGGCCAAGCCACAUACAGGACCCGUUAGACUGCUGCAAAAAAGGAUCUACAAGAUCGACCGGUAGGGUUGACGGACCAAAACAACCCUGAGGAACACAUGCUGACGCUCUUUAUUCCAGUCCUCAAAGGUCUCUGCUCUCUUUGCCUCUCACUGCCUGAUGUAGCUCGUUCACAGUAUAUUUACACAAAUUGAAGAGUGUGACGCUGCAGCUGCAAGGGGAGAGAGUGGACUCCUCAAUGGUUCAUGAAGGAUUUCUGUUUUUCUUCUCCAAAAUCUCAAAUCUGCACCAGAUCAACGCUCAUCGUCUGUCCCGAGCGGGCGGCGAUGGCGAUAUACUGUGAAAGCCAUGAACCAGUCGCAGAGAUCAAAACCAGGAGAGCCAGUCGGAGGUCGGAGUCUGUCAGGUAUUUGAGUGUGUCGGUGAACUUUCACUGAGAGUGUUUACAAAGUAGACAAAAAAGUUCCCUCACUAAGCUAAACUCUGCUCUUCACCUGUGUGUUUUUAAUCAGUGCAACCACUAUUAACAUUCAGAUUUUUAAGGGACGCCGAAGGAAAAAGGAGGGACUUUAUUUUGUAGUGAUAUCUUUAAAGCAAUCUAUAGAAGGAGAUCUGGAAGGUAGGAGGGAUACUAAUGAACAGAGUGAUAUUAUGGGAUGCUUCAGAGAGACUACGGAUUUCAGAUGAUGGACGUCGACUCGCCACAGUGCUCUAAGUGUUGGAAAAUGGAUGUUUGUAAAUGGACAAUUCUGGUAUUUCCCAACCUCAGUCUUAAUCUCAUGAUGGAGCCCAUUAUGGGACAUGCUGACUUUGCAUUUUGUGACGAGAACAAAAAAAAAUACACACAGUUUGUUGAGGCAAGCAGUGUCAGCCACCAAAAGCUUUCUGGAAGAUAUCAGUUUAGUUUUGAAUGUCCAAUAUGAAUUUUUCCCUAUGCCUCCUUUCUUUUUUUUGUUUGUUUGUUUUCAUGAAGACAGUCAAGCAACACUGUUAAACUGCCGGAUUUUUGACCAGGGUUUGGUGGGACAUUCAAGGUGACAGCAAUGUGCAUGUGCAACGGUUUUUGCCAAAACUAGAUAUCAAACAAAAGCUAGAGACUGUAUCGUGUGAAGUUCUUGUGAGCUGUAAAUUCACCCCUUGUAAGGAGAAGGCAGACGGUCUCAAGCCUGACCGUGCAAAGCUUCUCUACCAUCAGGCAGCUGCCUCCAUCUCAGACUCACUCUGGGUCUGCAGCUUCCUGUACCCGCUGCAGACAUCUUCACUGAGCGGAUAGGACGACUUGACGUAGUGUAAGGAUUUUACCCGAGAGAUUAUCCACAAAAAAGGUCCACUGACCGACAACCCCCUAAAAAACCUGAAAAGUUUAAGGCGACUAAGAUCUUGAAUUUUCUUACUUUCAGGGGGCAGCCCUGAUCUAUUUUAUUUUGUAAAUAAUUUGGCCUAAAAUUUGCUUUUUUUUUUUUUUUUUAAACCCGGCCGGAAGUAAAUGCAGAAAUUAUUAUCUCUAGAUUAGCGACUGCGAGCUGAUUGUAUUGUAAACAGCUGCGUUAGCAAACUAGCUGUACGGUUAAUGUAGCGUUACGGUUGAUAAACAGGCAGCUGCUUGGUUAGCCUAUACUCUAUGCAGUUAGCUACAAAAGCUAAUUCAGGGAGUUAAUAUCUGUGUUAACUUUUGUUUGCACUCUUAGACAAGUGUGAAAAAUGAUGAGUGUGAAGUUUUUUCAGAAAGCUUCAGGAGGCUGACACUGCUCAUCCCCGAUAUACCCGAGGAAAAAAACACAUCAAUUAAACAUCAACCUUUUAAGAAAAAUGACCACUUUUCAGCUGUGCAGUGUGAUUCUAGUGCUAAUAGUGAAUUACUUUAAUGUUAAUUUAGCUUAAAAUGUAUGAGAAUUUUCACAACCCACAGAGAAAUCUAGCUUAAGUUUCUCUAAAACAUUCAGAAUGACAGAAUUUUUAAACAUUUGUUUUUUUCUUUAAACCACAAUAUGUUGUCUACUGGAGUCACUUUUCUUAAAUGUGUUACCAGCUGAGAUGGUGCUGAGUGCAAACUCAUCAUGACUCUGUCACAAUGGCCACAACUAUACAAACAAAAAAAAGACUGAAGUUGAAAAAUAGCAGAAUUUUUCCUUCAAGGAUUCUGGGAAAUGGAAAGUCAUUCAAACGUGUGUGAGAGCCGGUCACAUAUAUACAAGGUUCCAUCACAUUCACUUAUACUCAGUUCAAACUCACUUCCUGUUUUAGAUGCAUCGACAGUCUGCAUCAACAGGACGCCACUGUCCCCCCUCUGUGCUGAAGCUUGUACAUAAACGAGUCGACAUCUGUUAGAGAGCUCUAGAGAAACAGUACGUUUAGCUAAAAGGUUUCAAACAUCAAGUCACUUUUAUUUUUCAUGUCAUUGUUUUGUCCCCCCUCCCCGCCUCUGUCCUCCACACACACACA